Mesorhabditis spiculigera is the source of this 2202-nucleotide messenger RNA. The record is from the annotation of a GenBank genome assembly. Lineage: Eukaryota; Metazoa; Nematoda; Chromadorea; Rhabditida; Rhabditidae.
AUGAAGCAACUGAUCCCCACCAACCCGUUCUCGGUCCCGGAAAUGAUGGAGGUGGCCGAUCGUCGGCCACCCCAGCCGGACCGGGAAAUGCUAAUUAGGCGCGAAUUCCAGGGCAAGGCCCGCAACAAAAUGAAUGAUGUCUUCGGGACCUUCCUGGAAUUUCAAAACGGGGACACCCCAGCGGCCAAGCCAUCGCCUCGGCAUCAGUUUCGAGUGGAUUCCAGGUCGAACUCGCCGACCACGGGGCUGAUGAUUGAUAAAAUGGUAGGACUUGUUGCUGUUGAGCCGUUGCCACCGCCUGAUUUUGAAGAAAAUAUUCUUGAGCAACCCACCACUUCCGGUUCCGGCAGCAGCUCCCAAAAUAAUGGCAUAGAAUCCAAGCCCGGCUCCAGCCAUACGAACGACAACAAUUUACAGCCACCCUCAUCAAGACACCGACACUCAAGCGGCGGCCCCACAAACCGACCCUCAACCUCAAAUCACGCCAAGCCGUUCCAAAAGGAAUCCCAAAAAAUCUCGUUGCAACGUACCGCCCUGGCGAAUGCGGAGGCACAGAACCAUUCUAAACGUCCUGACCCCGGUGAGAGGUCGAUUGCUGCUUCUCCUGCUGCGUCAACUUCCGGUUCACAGCUUGAGUCUGGAAGAACACCAGGAGGUGGCCGCGAACGAAAAGCUCAUAAAAGCAAAGAAACAACUGGGAGGGACUCGAAUCCGGGUAGCGAAAGAGUACCGGAAGCUGUGGUAGAUACCAAUACGGCUUCUACAUCUGCCGCUCAGAAUGAAAAAGCGAUAGCUGAGGCUAAUGAGAAGGCCGAAGCCAUAGCGGCGGAGAAAAAGCGGGAAAAAGAGAGGAUGAGGCUGGAUACGGAAAGGAUUCUGGAGAUAUUUGGCACGAUGCCUGGGAUGAUAUCCCCGCCAUCCGUUUUUGACGACUUGGAGCUGAGUAGUUGUUCGGAUUCUGAUGAGGAGCCAUCCACAUCGGCGCCAGAGUUGAAGAAGGAGGAGCCGACACCGGAAUUGACAAUUCAAAAGCCACAACCAGAGGAUCUGAAGUCAGAAGUUAAAAUUAAACCAGAAAUUGUACGCCCAUCUAAGCCAGAAAAAGAGAUGAACGGGCCAGCAAUACAGAAAAGGCCUCCCACUCCGGAAGAGAAAAUGGUCGACAAUCGAGAGACGCGGAAACGGAAGCUUGAUGAUAACACAUCAAAACUUGACAUUCGAGCAUUAGAUGUUGCUCAAUUAGAACAACUCAUCAGCGCCAUCAUCGAAAAGAAGCAAAAAGAGGCGAACGAGGGUGAAGCAUCAACUUCCGAGGCACCAAUCCCAUCCAGAGAUGAGAUUAUGUCUGAUGUCAAAGCACGGACUAAUGGUCCAUCAAUGCCGGCACCUUCAAGCUCAAAUUCCACACCGAUACCGGUUCGAGAGGAGCAUAACCAUGUGGAGGUUCGCUCAAGGAAUCCGUCAAAUGAAAUCGAUGUCCGAAACUUAAAAGCUACUUAUCCAGAUGAAGUCACCGGAACAAUCUCUGGAGGCGAAUUCUACGAUAAACUGGCGAGGAGUUAUAAGCACCUUGGCGACGCGUACUCUAAAAAGGUGGAAGCCGAUCGCCUUAAACGGGUUCUAAAAUACACCCAAGGAAUUGCAUACUACAUGAUGGCCGCCUGUGAAUGCAAACAUGCGGAAAGAAAACUUUUGCUGCUGGAAUCGACAAUGGCAUUCACCCAAAGUGUGAUCGCCGAGCUCGAACCCCUAGCCGCCAAUGAUUCUGGCCGUCUAAGAAAUAUGCUUCGGCGAGGAAUGGCCAUUUUUAACUAUCAGCAUUAUACGACUACUUCAAAAAGAACUCAAGAAAACAUGGAAAUGCUGUUGAAGAUGGAGAAAUCAAACCCGCCACGACGAUUCACGAACAAGACGGGCGAUGGAUCUAUCAGUUCUCCAUCGACGGGCAAUCCUAGCGAGUUGAUCGUUUCCCGCGGGAUUCACGAGCUUCAGAAUCGGCAGUUGAGGUCGAUGAACUAUUUGAUGACUGCUCAUCAUUUAUGGGAGAAGGUGAAACUGGAGACCACUCCACAAGGGGAGAUGCAUUUAAAAAAGCUCGAACUCGUCACCGGACACCGCAUCGAGCUCGACAUGUCCAUCCCAAGCAUGGUCAUCUCAAUCCUGACCACGGCCGCCUGGCUCCAGGGUGAGCAUCAAAUCGAG